AUGGGGUCGGUCUUCGGGAAAGUCAGCGUCGAGACACCCAAUUUCGAGGUGCUCCACAGCUGCCCCGACUACGAGAUCAGAAGGUACCCCCACUCUGUGGUCGCCCAGAUCACCUACGACCCGGCGCAGAUGCGCGGAGACCGGGACGGCGGCUUCAUGGUCCUCGCCAGCUACAUCGGCGCCCUCGGCAAGCCCCAGAACUCCCGCCCCGAGAAGAUCGCCAUGACCGCCCCUGUGAUCACCACCGCCGCAGAUGCCUCGGAGAAAAUCGCCAUGACGGCGCCGGUGAUCACCACCACCGGCGAGGCCGGAGACGCCUCAGAGAAGAUCGCCAUGACGGCGCCGGUAAUCACCACCGGUGGUGGUGCCGGAGACGCCUCCGAGACGGCCGCUGCGGCGGGGAGCGGCACGGUGACGAUGCAGUUCUUACUGCCGUCCAAGUACACAAAGGCGGAGGAGGCACCGACGCCGGCGGACGGGAGAGUGGUGAUCAGGGAGGAGGGCGAGAGGACGUACGGGGUGGUGAAGUUCAGUGGGCUGACGACGGACAAGGUGGUGGCGGAGAAGGUGGAGAAGCUGAGGCAGAGUCUGGAGAGGGACGGCCGCAGGGUGACGGGUCGGUUCCAGCUGGGGAGGUACAACCCGCCUUGGACGCUGCCCCCUUUUAGGACCAACGAGGUCAUGCUCCCCAUCGAGUAG
Spirodela intermedia is the source of this 699-nucleotide messenger RNA. Lineage: Eukaryota; Viridiplantae; Streptophyta; Magnoliopsida; Alismatales; Araceae. The record is from the annotation of a GenBank genome assembly.